Messenger RNA from Symbiodinium pilosum, 873 nucleotides. The record is from the annotation of a GenBank genome assembly. NCBI's taxonomy places the organism in Eukaryota, Dinophyceae, Suessiales, Symbiodiniaceae.
GAUCGUCAGCAAGUACGAGCCAAGGCGGCCGAAGAGGUGUACCGCCAAGCCCAAGCAGCCAAAGAACUUGUUGCGGCGCUUGAACAAGGCCGUGGGCGGCCUGGCCCUGAACCCAAAGCAGCGCCUUCCCUGUUGCAACGUCACCGACAGGAACGCGCGUGCGAGCUGAAAGGGAGUUCCAACAUGGUCAAAGUUCAGAAGUCCAAGUCCGGCAGAACGCAGACAUCCAAGAGGUUUGAACAAGUUCGCCGGGAAUUGGUCCUCAACCAGCUCUGCUCCGAUUCCGAUGGGUCUGCUGAUUUUGCCAUUCCAUUUACCCCCAUAUCAUCCAGUUCAGAAGCCAGCUGGAUGGGAUUCAAGGAUUGGGACACGCAAAGCUUGCAACAGCAGCUUGCAGACGUGCAGCAAAGCUACACUCCAACAGGUGCAGUGGCACUCGUAAACGGAGAGGACGCAUCUGUUUGUCCAGCCGAGCAAAGCCGCAUGAGCUUGCAAUCAGAAAGCAUCGAUGAGUUGUGCUUUGCCACGCCGGAUAAGCCUCUGGACUCUGUCACAAGCUGGACGGAAGCAUGUCCUGAAGAAACUUCGCGCAUGGAUGCCGGUUGUUCGUUGCAGGAAGCGCGAGCAUUUUGCCACAUGUGCCUCGUGCAGGCCGACCGGAUCAAGGCAGAGAAUGCAGAGCUACAGGGCCUUUCCGCGGAAGAGGCAACGGACAGCCCGGCUGACCUCGUGGCCCGCAUAUCAUCCGCCCAGGAAGCUCGCUCAUUCGCGCUGAUGUGCUUGAAGGCCAUUGAAGACUAUGAAGCAGAGAAUGAAGCGCUACGGCAGUCGAAGCAUGCUGCGAGUAAUGAAGCAGCUUCGAAAGUCAGCUAA